Messenger RNA from Myotis davidii, 1137 nucleotides. RefSeq names its product charged multivesicular body protein 4A (gene CHMP4A). Gene Ontology annotation, biological process: late endosome to vacuole transport via multivesicular body sorting pathway; vesicle budding from membrane. The record is from RefSeq and is a predicted model, not a curated record. Gene Ontology annotation, cellular component: cytoplasmic side of plasma membrane; ESCRT III complex; multivesicular body. Bases 84 to 752 code for a protein of 222 amino acids. The transcript is spliced from 6 exons. Lineage: Eukaryota; Metazoa; Chordata; Mammalia; Chiroptera; Vespertilionidae.
UCUGAGCGCUGGGAUGCAGGCUCCCAGGAACAAGGCGGAAGUGUGCAGGACGCCGUGGGGCAGAGGCAGGACAGGCAGGGGCCAUGAGUGGUCUCGGCCGACUCUUCGGGAGGGGGAAGAAGGAGAAGGGACCAACCCCCGAAGAGGCGAUACAGAAACUGAAGGAAACGGAGAAGAUACUGAUCAAGAAACAGGAGUUUCUGGAACAGAAGAUUCAACAGGAGCUCCAAACAGCCAAGAAGCAUGGGACCAAAAAUAAGAGAGCUGCCCUACAGGCUUUGCGGAGGAAGAAAAGAUUGGAACAGCAGCUAGCACAAACGGAUGGGACAUUAUCCACCCUGGAGUUUCAGCGUGAAGCCAUUGAGAAUGCCACCACCAAUGCAGAAGUCCUUCGCACCAUGGAGCUUGCUGCCCAUGGCAUGAAGAAAGCCUACCAGGACAUGGACAUUGACAAGGUGGAUGAACUGAUGGCCGACAUCACAGAACAACAGGAGGUGGCCCAGCAGAUUUCUGAUGCCAUUUCUCGGCCUGUGGGCUUUGCAGAUGAUGUGGAUGAGGAUGAACUGUUGGAGGAACUAGAGGAGCUGGAACAAGAGGAAUUGGCUCGGGAGUUGUUACAUGUGGGCGACAAGGAGGAAGAACCCCCAGUCAAACUGCCCAGUGUACCCUCUACACAUCUGCCUGCAGGGCCAGCUCCCAAGGCGGAUGAAGAUGAGGACACACUAAAGCAGUUGGCUGAGUGGGUAUCCUGAUGAGUCGGGGCUUAUCUUCCUGAUGCUGCCUUCGUUGAUCUCUUUUCCUUAAGUGCCAAGUGCUAAGCUAAAGGAACAUAGCCUUUUGGGAGGCCCUGCUGAGGGUGGUGGUAUGUCCCUGCCUGAGAAAGGCUCUGCUGCCCUCCAAUCCCUGGCGUGGAUCAACUCUGAAGAAGGAUCUUGGUGUGGGAGGAGCCCCUGGGCUCCCUUCUCUUUGAUAGCAGUUACAGUGCCCUUGUCUUCAAUAAAAUUGGGCAGAUGGAAUCCUAGUGCUUAUACGGCCUUGUCUACACCUGAAACUUGGAGCUGUUUCAGGCAGUGAAUACUAACAGGAGUAAGGAAGGGGCAUUGUAACAUAGAAUAAAUGUUUCCAGUAUCUUACCUA